Molecule: messenger RNA, 1622 nt
Organism: Cornus florida
Lineage: Eukaryota; Viridiplantae; Streptophyta; Magnoliopsida; Cornales; Cornaceae
Product: indole-3-acetate O-methyltransferase 1
Exons: 4
Coding region: 18-1178 (386 amino acids)
Biological process (GO): methylation
Molecular function (GO): S-adenosylmethionine-dependent methyltransferase activity
Source: RefSeq, a predicted model, not a curated record
AGAUCGAGAGAAGUUGUAUGGCCCCUACAGGAGACAAUGUUGUUGUUUCUAAUAUGAAUCUUGAAAGGAUGCUUAGCAUGAAAGGAGGCAAGGGAGAUGCUAGCUAUGCCAAUAACUCCCAAGCCCAGGCACAGCAUGCUCUGUCCAUGCUUCAUCUUCUUGAAGAAACCCUAGAUGGGGUGCAACUCAACUCCCCGGAGGUCCCCUUCGGGGUGGUGGACUUGGGAUGCUCGUCCGGCAGUAACACCAUCUUCAUCGUGGACGUCAUCAUCAAGCACAUGAUCAAACGAUACGAGGCGCUAGGGUAUGAGGCACCGGAGUUCUCCGCAUUUUUCUCCGACCUCCCUUCAAAUGACUUCAACACUCUCUUCCAGCUUCUUCCACCCUUGGCCAAUAAUGGGGGUAGCAUGGAAGAGUGCCUAGCCGCCAACGGCCACCGCUCCUACUUUGCAGCUGGCGUUCCCGGUUCCUUCCACCGCCGCCUUUUUCCGGCGAGGUCCAUAGAUGUUUUCUACUCUGCGUUUUCCUUGCACUGGCUCUCUCAGGUACCGGAGAUAGUGUUGGAUAAGAGAUCAAAGGCAUAUAACAAAGGAGGGGUUUUCAUCCACGGUGCAAAUGAGAGCACAGCAAAAGCAUACAAGCAGCAGUUCCAGACUGAUCUAGCAGGAUUCCUCAGAUCAAGAUCACAGGAGAUGAAGAGAGGUGGGUCCAUGUUCUUGUUGUGCUUGGGCAGAACCAGCUCUGUGGACCCCACAGACCAAGGUGGGGCCGGCCUCCUCUUUGGGACCCACUUUCAGGAUGCUUGGGAUGAUCUUGUCCAAGAGGGACUCAUUACUAGUGAAAAACGUGACAACUUCAACAUUCCGGUUUACGCGCCGAGCCUACAAGACUUCAAGGAGGUAGUCGAAGCCGACGGCUCAUUUGCCAUCAACAAGCUCGAGGUUUUCCGGGGAGGAAGCCCACUUGUCGUUAAUUGCCCCGAUGAUGCAGCCGAGGUGGGUCGAGCCCUAGCCAACAGCUGUAGGGCCGUGAGUGGGGUCCUAGUCGACGCCCACAUAGGCGACCGGCUUGGCGAGGAGCUGUUCUCACGGGUUGAGCGCCGAGCCAUGAGCCAUGCAAAAGAGCUACUGGAGAAGCUACAGUUUUUUCACAUAGUUGCCUCUCUUUCUCUUGCAUAGAGAAAAAGAAGACAAAGAAAAAAGCUCACUCUUGUGUGUGUUUUUUAUGCAUAGUAAAGAUAAGAGACAAAACACAAAAAGAGAGUAGAAAUCAAAAGUUCACCAUCUUUUUCUCUCUCUCUUUUGAGUUUUUCUGUGUAAUUACUGACGGUAGUUACCUUUAUACGUGAUGGAUUUGUGUUUUUGGUGUUCCCUUUGACUCAAAACUCAGUUAAAAAAAAACUGGUAGACCCUGUUCAUUUCACUUGCUUUUAUGGGCUCAUUAUCAUGUCUAGUUAUGUGAAAUUGUGUGACUUUUGAGUCUGCUUUUGUACCUAACAACAUGUGAAAUGCCAUUUGAUUUUACACUUUUAAGUCACUUCAAUUGUCAUUUCUCUGCUUUUGUACCUAACUACAUGUGAAAUGCCUUUUGAUUUUAUACUUUUAAGUCACUUCAAUUCUCAU